CCAGCCCCAGGAGUCCCAGGUGUUCCCAUUCUGUGAUCAGCACAGAACACACACAGCUCACCAUGGAGUUUGUGCUGGGCUGGGUUUUCCUGGUUGCUCUUUUAAAAGGUGUCCAGUGUGACGUGCAGCUGGUGGAGUCUGGAGGAGACCUGGUGAAGCCUGGGGGGUCCCUGAGACUCACCUGUGUGGCCUCUGGAUUCACCUUCAGUAGCAACAGCAUGAGCUGGGUCCGCCAGGCUCCAGGGAAGGGGCUGCAGUGGGUCGCAUAUAUUAGUGGUAGUGGAAGUAGCACAGGCUACGCAGACUCCGUGAAGGGCCGAUUCACCAUCUCCAGAGACAACGCCAAGAACACGCUGUAUCUGCAGAUGAACAGCCUCAAAACCGAGGACUCGGCCACAUAUUACUGUACGAGAGACACGGUGACGGGACCUCACUGGGAGCCCACACACAAACCUCCCUGCAGGAGGGGAUCAACACCACCAGGGGGGCGCACACUAUGCAUAAUUCUCCUUUGUGUUCCCAGGAGCAGAUGGGCCAAUGGCUUGGACGCAGACAGGGUGAAAGCAAUUCUGACAGAAGCCUGGGACCCACAAGUGUUCUCUCUGUGUGAGGGCUUCCUGAACAGGGGAGGCUGGGAACUCCAACUCCAGGGACUAGAGAAGGAGCUGAUGCCAAUAUUUCCUCCCACCAAUCAGCAUGGACAGAUUUCACUCAGCAGCACAGCAUCCCCAGUGCAAGCUGAGACACUAACACCAAGCUCCACCUACUCCAGCCCCCAUCAAGUGCUUGCUUACUAG
Molecule: messenger RNA, 797 nt
Organism: Neofelis nebulosa (Clouded leopard)
Lineage: Eukaryota; Metazoa; Chordata; Mammalia; Carnivora; Felidae
Product: immunoglobulin alpha-2 heavy chain-like
Exons: 3
Coding region: 63-797 (244 amino acids)
Biological process (GO): complement activation, classical pathway; innate immune response; defense response to bacterium
Cellular component (GO): blood microparticle; immunoglobulin complex, circulating; external side of plasma membrane
Molecular function (GO): antigen binding; immunoglobulin receptor binding
Source: RefSeq, a predicted model, not a curated record